AAGUAAUGCCAUGCUCAAACAAAGAAGAGUCGUGAUAACUAACCGCUACUUUCCUUACAUCCUGCCCAACGUAUGACUUUGGCUAUUUAAUCAUGCUGCUUUUAUUGGGACGAAUCCAUUAAAUUAUCAGCAAUCAUCUUCCUUGUUUCAGAUACUGUUCAGCUCCAACAUGGCCUCCAUUGAUGUUCUUUCAAAUCCACUCAAAUUCUCAGCUUUAGUUCUAAUCCUAUCUAUAUUCAUAGUCCAACUCUUCCUUCGAAAAUUGAACAAAAAGCAGAAAAAAUACAAGUACCAUCCAGUUGCAGGCACGGUGUUUACCCAACUUCUCCACUUCAACAGGGUGCAUCAUUACAUGACUAAUCUUGCUGGGAAAUAUAAGACUUACAGGCUGCGCGCCCCUUUCAGAAGUGAGAUUUACACUGUUGACCCUGUAAAUGUUGAGUACAUACUCAAAACCAACUUUGAAAAUUAUGGCAAGGGGGACCAUAAUUACGACAAUUUAAGUGGGUUACUAGGUGAUGGAAUUUUCACUGUUGAUGGUCACAAAUGGCGCCAACAAAGAAAGGUUUCGAGCUAUGAGUUCUCCACAAAGGUCUUGAGGGACUUCAGCAGUGUGAUCUUCAGGAAGAAUGUGGCAAAACUUGCUAAUAUAGUGUCUGAAGCUGCAAAAUCUAACCAGUCAAUGGACAUACAGGAUCUGUUUAUGAAAUCAACCUUAGAUUCGAUAUUCAAAGUUGGAUUUGGGGUUGAGCUAGACAGCAUGUGUGGAUCAAAUGAAGAAGGUGUCAAAUUUACCAGUGCUUUUGAUGAUGCAAGUGCAUUGACCCUUUGGCGAUAUGUUGACGUGUUCUGGAAAAUCAAGAGGUUUUUGAAUAUUGGAUCGGAAGCUGCAUUGAAGAAAAACGUCAAAGUGGUUAAUGAUUUUGUGUAUAAACUAAUCAAUAAAAAAAUUGAGCUAAUGCGUAACUCAAAAGAAGUUUCUUCUUUAAAGAAAGAUGACAUUUUAUCAAGGUUCCUGCAAGUGACUGAGAAUGAUCCAACAUACUUACGGGACAUAAUUCUCAAUUUUGUGAUUGCUGGAAAAGACACAACAGCAACUGCUCUAUCAUGGUUCAUCUACAUGUUGUGCAAGCAUCCAGCUGUGCAGAAUAAGAUUGCACAAGAAGUAAGAGAAGCAACUAAAGUGAAAGAGAAUACAGACUUUGCAGAAUUUGCAGCCAGUAUUAAUGAAGAAGCUCUAGAAAAGAUGAAUUAUCUCCAUGCAGCAAUUUCUGAAACUCUUAGACUGUAUCCAUCUGUGCCUGUGGAUGGGAAGAUUUGCUUUUCUGAUGACACUCUACCAGAUGGCUUUAACGUGAGUAAGGGAGAUAUGGUGGCUUACCAGCCUUAUGCAAUGGGCAGGAUGAAGUUCAUAUGGGGCGAUGAUGCUGAGGAAUACAAACCUGAAAGAUGGCUCAAGGAUGGCGUAUUUCAGCAAGAAAGCCCUUUCAAGUUUACAGCUUUCCAGGCAGGGCCACGGAUAUGUCUUGGGAAGGAAUUUGCUUAUAGGCAGAUGAAGAUCUUUGCGGCUGUCUUGGUGGCCAAUUUCACUUUUAAACUCGCCGAUGAAAAGAAACCGGUCAAUUACAGGACGAUGAUUAAUCUUCAUGUUGAUGGAGGCCUCCAUGUUUUUGCCCUCCACAGAAACAGUACUUAGCUUUGUAGAUUAAUCUUCGUAUUGAUGGAUGCCUCCGUGUUUUUGCCUGCCACCGAAACAGUACUUGGCUCUGUAUAUCUGUAAUGGUAUUGCAUCAAUAACAUGGGCGUAAGGCCCAUGGAUGGUUAUCGCUAUCAAUGGUUUGGGUUUUUAUUAUAUUAAAACUUAUUCUUUAAUAUUAA
Molecule: messenger RNA, 1878 nt
Organism: Populus nigra (black poplar)
Lineage: Eukaryota; Viridiplantae; Streptophyta; Magnoliopsida; Malpighiales; Salicaceae
Product: cytochrome P450 704C1-like
Exons: 6
Coding region: 170-1696 (508 amino acids)
Molecular function (GO): oxidoreductase activity, acting on paired donors, with incorporation or reduction of molecular oxygen; iron ion binding; monooxygenase activity
Source: RefSeq, a predicted model, not a curated record